Echinococcus granulosus is the source of this 708-nucleotide messenger RNA. RefSeq lists its product as hypothetical. NCBI's taxonomy places the organism in Eukaryota, Metazoa, Platyhelminthes, Cestoda, Cyclophyllidea, Taeniidae. The transcript is spliced from 6 exons. The record is from RefSeq and is a predicted model, not a curated record. Bases 1 to 708 code for a protein of 235 amino acids. Gene Ontology annotation, cellular component: EMC complex.
AUGUCUAGAAGAUUAUGGCCACUUGAAUUCGAAGAGGAAUCAAAAUUUGAUCCUGUCCUAACCAGUGUGAUAUUCUUAUACGUCAAAGGAUUUUUAGUUUUUGUACGCUUUUGUUAUGAAUUAGUUCCCUUCAUCAUAAUUAUGUUCACCGUUGUAGGGAAGUCGUUCAAACAAAAAGGCAUUGUUUCUUCCUGGUUAGAUGGAGGGGAAUCCUAUCUACUAAACGAACCUCCACUUACGAUCGAUGACCAACGUUCUCUUAAAACUUUGGCCUUGGACGAUUCUCUUUAUAUUAUUCGUGCCUACACAAAACCCAAUGCUUUUGUUCUUAUGGGGUCUUGUCCGGCUCUUUAUGUUAUCGCUUCCAAUGGACAAAUAACCCUAGUUUUGAAUAUUGAUGCCUCGGGUUCACCAAUUGCUUUAUCAAUCGUUGCAAAAAAUCAGACAUCUGAUGUUGACAUGCAUCGUUCUACCUCUCCAACGGUGUUUUCCACGAUGGUGUCCUUUCAAAAACCCACUUUUUCCAUCGGACCUGAAACACAGGAAUACCUCGCAAAAAUGGACCGGCAACGCGAGGAGAAGCUUCGUCAAGACCAAGCUGACAAUCGAUCUUUUCUGGCAAAAUAUUGGAUGUACAUUCUACCAGCCGUCUUCUUUUUCAUCCUCCUUAACUCAGCUGAUCAAAAUACUGGUGGGAAUUCCGAGUAA